UAAUCGGAGCUAGUCUAUCGGGGCAUCCGCUGGCGGCUGUGACAUUCCUCCAGGUGCUCGCCAACUCGUUUUGUUCCUGCUCUUGCUCUCACUCUUCCUGCUGUUCUUUUGCAAGCUCCUUCCUCCACUUCAUUGAGAUUCGCAAAUCACACGUGUCUACUCGCGACUUCUGCUUGCCUGAUUGGAGACUGUCCCACACUCUUCGAAUAUCGCCAUUAACCUUUCUUCGCCAAAAGAUCGAACCAAGUGAUACAUUGUCUUCGCCUCGAAAGGCAAGACUCCUCAAAGACCACACAAAGACCCACCCACACACAACCUAGCCAUGGAAACCUACUACGGCCACGUGCGAACACCUGGCGAUGCCAUUCUUCUGUUCGAGGCAUGCAGAAUCGGCCUGCUCCCCAGAGUACAGCGUCGCCUGUCGGAAAAGGAAAGACUUUCCAUCAAGUCCGGUUCGGUCUUCGUCUGGGAUGAGCGCGAAGCUGGUAUGAGACGAUGGACUGACGGAAAGUCGUGGAGCGCAAGUCGCGUAUCAGGCAGCUUCCUGACUUAUCGCGAGAUGGAGGGCAAGCGCGGAGGCAGCACCUUCAACGCCGCUCCCAAGGCGCCCGUCGCAAAAGAGCACGACGCUUCGGAUGAUGGCCCUGACGGAUACCGCUACAAGCCCGACGGCCUGAUCAAGCAGUCGUUCAGCAUCACAACCUCCAACGGCCAGCACCUGCAUCUCAUCAGCUACUUCGCACGCUCGACGGCCGUGUCGCAGAACUUGCAGCAACCUUCCAGCGAUCCUCAGCUGCGGCACAUUAGACCCGAGAAGGGCAUGUACCCCGAGUCGACUGUGCACGAGCAGAACGCUAUCCCCGCCGUCACGCGCGGUCCCAUGACUAGCCCUGCUUUUGCCAACUCUCCUCACCAAUCUGCAAACAUCGGCGCUCAGUACCCCCAAAGACCGCAAUACACCCACGGCCCCAUGUCCUAUGGCCCUCCCGGCUGGGCUCCUCCUAGCCCUAUGCACACCCCUCCGCCACACUUUUCUCCCUACGCCUACCACCACUCGCCCAUGCAGCACCUCCACCCCUCUCAAUACCCCCCGCAUCACGCCCAGCACUAUCCUCCUCCUCCUACCGCCUUCGACCGCGUCCCUGCACCCUUAUCCAACAACUCUCUGCCGGCACCGCCCUCUCAGUACCACCACCAGCACCCGCAACUUACCCCAAUCCACAACCACCCACCUCCACCAUCGCUGCCUCAGAUCAAUCACAGCCAUCGCCCAUCUCUGCAGGAUCACUCGUCUCGUCCUCCGAGCCACACUCACCCGUCCAUUGACCCUGCCCUCGCCAAUGACGCCAGAAAGACUGGCCCUCCGCCUCUACCAAGCCCCAGAUCCAUGGGCGACACUGCUCCUGGCGCUCCCACAGAGAGCGUCAAGCUACCUUCCGCAACUCUGCCUCCUGUCAGCGGUGGUACUACUAUCCCUAGUAUCAGCUCUCUCAUCCAUGAGACCAGUAACCCACAAACGCACAAUGCUGGUCGUCCCUCGAGCCGCAGUCCAAUUGGUGGACGCCCUCAGGACAUUCCUAUGCACAAGAUGGGUUACGACGCUGCACGUGACGUCCAGGCGCUCAGACAUCUCGACAAGGCAACUCUGAGAUUCUGAAGUGCCGCCGCAGACUCGGUGAUAAUUGGAAAUGGCUUGUGUCCUACACGACGUGUAAAUUGGUUGUAGUUGAGCGUGGGGUUUAAUGGUGUCUUUCUCUGACAGGCGAUAAGCGAUAAGCGUGAGAGCAGACUCCGCUGGGAUUGGCGUUUUGGGUCACAAAAGGGACU
Aureobasidium subglaciale EXF-2481 is the source of this 1827-nucleotide messenger RNA. RefSeq lists its product as uncharacterized. Gene Ontology annotation, molecular function: DNA binding. The record is from RefSeq and is a predicted model, not a curated record. Bases 323 to 1657 code for a protein of 444 amino acids. The transcript has a single exon. NCBI's taxonomy places the organism in Eukaryota, Fungi, Ascomycota, Dothideomycetes, Dothideales, Saccotheciaceae.